AAAGCGCUUUUCUACCCAUCGAAUCAAUUGAGAUAUUGUGGUUGCACAAAUGUGUACCCCUCUUUUAACCGUCAAAGACAGUGGAAAUGGUUAAGUUGUGGACUAUUUACGCAAAUUUGAAAGUGAUUGUUUCAUUCAUGAACACAUUCCCAUUUAAAAGAGAAUGUGCACGCUUGUGCAGACUUUUAGGUUUUUUUUUUUUAUUUUACUUCCCCUCUGUAUAAGUUUCAUUUUUUUCCAUUGAGUCGGUCAUACUAAUGGUGAAUGGUUUUGAAAUAAUUCACAUUUUUAGAUCACAAAAAUGUGGUAGAUGCACUGGGAGUGUAGAAUAACGUCAUUACGCAAUGACAUCAUCACGCAAUGUGAACGUCAUUUAGCAACAAAUUGGCCAGCCUGGAGCAGCAUCCCCUGAAAAUAACGAGUUAGCAACCCUGGGCUAUCACUCCUCCUUUGUUCUGUUCAGUACACCUCAAAAUGUUUCACUUCACCAUUAAAUCGGAGGAUCUCUGAUUGAGCUACAAUGCUGUUGUGGUAGCUACGUUACUACCCCCGAGGUAUCGUGUAAAAUGUCAUGUUUCGCAUAGCUAGCUCAUUAAAUUAACCCCCCCUCCCCCGUUAGCUUUUCCUCUAUCGUGUAUUACUGGGAGCGAGUUACUCUCCCUGCAUUGCAGUCUUCGCCAGGGGGUGAAGGCUCCAUAUUGUGCGGCUAUGUUAGCUGCUAACUUGAGAGAGCGAUAGAGAGAGAGAGAGAGAGAGAGAGAGAGAGAGAGAGAGGACUGCGCCAAAACCAAGGUCCGGAUUUGUGACGUCACAGGGAUCCAGAGACCUCUUUGACAGGACCGAGGUUGACUUCCAAGACCACCUGGUUGUUCGUGUAUGCUGCUUUUUGUUGCUUUAAAUCUAAAUUAAGAUUGUUUUUUUUUUUAAAGGGAAUCCCACUAUCGCCCCCCGCCCCACCACCCCUGCCUCCUUCAACCUACCAACCGAGCUCCACCGCUGACCGGCGAGGACAAACAAGCAGCAGACCAGCUACUAAUCCCCGGGACGGUCACAUCCACGCCGUCGAAGGGCGAACUCGAUGUCCUUUUACGACAAAUAAACAGAGACAAGGAUCGAGGGGAUUAAAUGAGUCGAAGUAAUCAUCAUCGAGGGGGUUCGACAAAGCGAAGCUGAAUGUCCAUUGGGUCUUUAUUAUCGUCACUUGAGUGGAGAUGGGGGCUUUCGCGAGUAGACAAAACAUAGGCGUGGAAGAAGUCGAUAUUUCGUCCAGUUCGGUAUACCGUUACCCACCGAAAUCUGGAAGUUACUUCGCCAGCCACUUCAUCAUGGGCGGAGAGAAGUUUGAUUCAACCCACCCGGAAGGUUACCUGUUUGGAGAAAACACAGACCUUAACUUCCUCGGGACCAGACCAGUAGCGUUCCCAUACGCAGCCCCUCCACCUCAGGAACCGGUGAAGACGCUACGAAGCCUUAUAAACAUCCGCAAGGACACCCUGCGGCUUGUGCGGUGCAGCGAGGACCUCAAGUUGCCCGGCGAUGAUGAGGCGGGCAAGCAGCGGGCCUGCUACAACGUGGAGUUCACCUUUGACGCCGACACGCAGGUGGCAAUCACCAUCUACUACCAGGCCAUCGAGGAGUUUCACAACGGCGUGCCAGUCUACCUGCCCCAGGACAGCUCUCUGCAGUCGGAGACGGUGCACUUCAAGAGGGGGGUGAGCCAGCAGUUCUGUCUGCCCUCGCACACCGUCAACCUCAGCGAGUGGGCGGACGAAGAGCUCCUGUUCGACCCGGACCGGGAGAUCUUCCCCAUGGUGGUGCAGGCCGCGGUCGACGAGGGCGACGAACACUUGGGCCACUCUCACAUCCUGCUGGCCACGUUUGAAAAGCACAUGGACGGCAGCUACUGCGUGAAGCCUCUGAAGCAGAAACAAGUGGUGGAUGGCGUGAGUUAUCUCCUGCAGGAGAUCUACGGGAUCGAGAACAAGUACAACAGCCAAGAAUCAAAGGUUGCCGACGACGAAAUUAGCGACAACAGCGCCGAGUGCGUGGUGUGUCUGUCGGACGUGCGCGACACGCUCAUUCUGCCGUGCAGACACUUGUGUCUCUGCAACGCCUGCGCCGACACGUUGCGCUACCAAGCCAACUGCUGCCCCAUCUGCAGACUGCCUUUCAGAGCUCUGCUGCAGAUCCGAGCAAUGAGGAAGAAACUCAGCCCUUUGACUCCAACCAGCUUUAACCCAGUCAUCACUUCACAGACGUCAGACUCAGAGGAACACUCGGCAUCCGAGCAUAUCCCCCCGGGUUACGAGGCCGUGUCUCUUCUGGAGGCUCUCAACGGCCCCCUGGCCACGUCCUCCGUGGCGCCCCCGCUCCACUCCGGCCCCAGUCACGUGUCGGGGGCGCUCCCCCCAUACGGCAGCGAAGCCCACCCGACGCCGGCCCGUUCCCUCUCCCCCCUGGACCACUCCAGCUCAAGUCAGGGGCUCAAACUCAAGAAGAGCGGUUCCAAGUCGCUGUCUCAGAAUUCCUCAGUGCUUCCUGAGGAGGAGGAUGAAAAGUCUUGCAGCGAAUCAGAGGCUCGUCGCCACAAACGUACGGUGGAUCCGCAGGAGUGCGGAGCCACGCCAGACAGUGAAAACCUGACUCUCUCCUCUUCCGGGGCCAUUGAGCAGUCCCCAUGCACCGGAACGCCGCUCUCCUCCACUAUCACUUCCCCCGAAGACCCAGUGAGCAGCAGCCUGGCCCAGUCAGUGAUGUCCAUGGCCUCGUCCCACUCGCAGCACUCCCACAUCAGCACUGACACCAUGUCCUCCAUGUCAGGGUCCUACCUGGCUGGGGCGGACGGCGAGCCCGGGGGGGGCCAGGAGGGGGUUGACGCCCAGGGCGAGGAGAACCGGGCCACCCCCAUGGAGAGCCGAGGACCCUCACAGUUUGAAGGGGAGUCAACCGACUUGAACUACUCCGUAGCCGUCGAUGAGCAGGACUCUGAGGGGAACGAUGUCACGGAAGAGGACCGCCCCUCACCAUCGAACGGCAAAGGUGGGCGGAGCAGGUGUCCCGAGUUGGCCAAUAAUAAUCAGGGCGUGGCCCUGUGUGACACGCCCUCUUUGGGCUUGGACAAUGAGCAGGCUCCUGACGGCCGAUUCGCCGGUCUGAUGUACCUCGGCGGCUACAGGCCCAUACUGGACUCCACCAGCAACCGGGAGGAGCAGAGGGUGGAGAACCUGGAGGGCCAGAGUCCCAAACCCUCCCACCGUGGACCUCUCAUUGUGUAGCGCGUUUCCACACACGCACACACACGAACAAACACUACUACUACUAUUAGUACUACUAGCACUUCCUACUCAGUGCUUCAUCGCUGGAUAACGGCUGAGCAGGGAACCCCACCACCACCACCCACCAACACCACCUCCGGGUUCUUCUCCAGUGAGGUGUCAUCUGAGCACUUUUAUAAGUAUUUUAUUUCCCGGUCUGUUUUUAUUUAUUACCUGUAGUUUGAACUUACUCGUGAUCGUUUUAUGUUGUGACUUUUUUGGUUAGAAGUUGCUGCUGCCCCUCCUCCUUCACCAGCCAAUCAGUCAGGGGCUACUGUGAUCUGCAAUCACCGUGUCAGUGCGCUAAAUGCUCAAAACAAAACCCGCUCCUCUCUGGACGACUUUUGCUGAAUGUGAAAACGAAAGCAGACUCGGGACCUGAACAUUAAAUGAAUGUAGGAAGGUAAACUCCCAGAAGGAGGUGCUACUAUUAAGGUAGGAUGGGACUCGUUUUCCUUGAUUUUUUGGAAAAUGAGCACGCUCGAUUCAUCGCUGUACGCUAUACAAAAAAAAAAAAAAGUAAGGCGUAAUAUUGCUUUUGGGUUAUAUUUUAGGAUGAAUCUAAAAUGCACUAAAACCUUUACCGGUGCACUUAGUUUGAACUUCUGUCAAAUUUUGAAUGCUCACGUCCAACUGUUUGAUGUUUUAUAUUUUUUGGGGGGUACAAGUUGCUGUAAGGAGCUGAAUGUUAAAAUUCACAGCCGUGAAUCGGCCAGUAAAGUUCGUGGUUUGAUUAGAACUAAUAUUUGGACACGCCUCUUCCAAGAUGAAACCCAAUAAUUGAUCGACAGAAGUGUGGCCUCUUAGCUUGGAGCGUCACAGAAUGUCAUCAGCUGGUUGCAACAGAGAGACUGGAAGAGUCACUGAAAGGCAUAGAAGUGGAUUGAACUUGUGAAUUGAUGUUUUGAUUUUGCCAUUCAGGUUUUUUUAAAAAAAAUUUAAAGAAAAAAAGCAAGCUGUACAAAAAGUACUGAAACAUUGAACGGUUGGAUCGUGAUUAUUAUGCCCAUCACCGGCCACACUAAUCCACUCCUUGAACUGGAAUCAAACCCCCAACCACCCAGCCUGUGUUAGCAUGUCAGUAUUGUUGCAGUGCGACUCUCGGAAGCCAUCACCCAGCAAUAAAAGUGGCUUCAUUUUCUCCUCAGUUUGCACUGAACGGAUACAUUUAGACACUUUGUUCUUCUCAUGAGAAUUUUAGUAACAGAGAUUCAUAUCUUGAUUUUUUUUUUUUCUAAGUUAACCUCCUCUUGAUGUCAGUUUGUGUUUUUUAUCCGUUGCGAAGCACUGUGUUGUUGAUUAGAAUGUGGAUUAAAACCAUGUGAAACGUUUGUAAAGGUUUAGAGCAGACACUCACAUGGACUCACGUACUGUAGCCGUUCGUAAAGGGACAUGAAUGCACUCUUAAGCCGUUUCCUAGGCGACGUAACGUUGCGGUGCAUGAGGCCGAAGGUGAAGCAUUAUACGUCCGGGUGGCAGGUCUCGCGUCUUUUUCGUGAAGUGGUCGUCUCUCGGGUGGGAACAUCCAUUUCCCGGACUGUCACAUGUUCACAGUCUGAAUGUGUCGUCAGCGGUGAAUCCGAAUCUGUAAGAGCAGCCCACUUUUUGUAGGAUUGUAGGCGUGAACGUGAGACGGACAAUAAAGUUUCGUUUGUUUUGUUGCAA
Molecule: messenger RNA, 4979 nt
Organism: Hippocampus comes (tiger tail seahorse)
Lineage: Eukaryota; Metazoa; Chordata; Actinopteri; Syngnathiformes; Syngnathidae
Gene: rnf157
Product: ring finger protein 157
Exons: 19
Coding region: 1212-3275 (687 amino acids)
Biological process (GO): protein ubiquitination
Cellular component (GO): cytoplasm
Molecular function (GO): ubiquitin protein ligase activity
Source: RefSeq, a predicted model, not a curated record